GGAUCAAUGGAUUCAUUGGAGUUUCUCAAAUUCAAAAGUUCUAGGAGUUACUGGAGGUUGUUCCUUCGAGUCCGAACCCCACGCAAAACAUCUCCCUCACGGAAAAAUCUUCUCCGUCGUCCUUCRCAGCUUUCGCAGGCAAAGAAAUGCCAAGGGCUUUAGCUGGGUCGCAAAGGCUAUCCAAGACCCAAAACGGGAGUUGUAGGGCUCCUCCGCGCAUCUCUGUGGCCAGUUUGGAAAGGUUCUUUCGACGAAUGUAAAUUAGGUAAUGAAUGUAUAGACGUAUCACGACGACUUUUGUCAGGGUCUCGUGCCAAGCCGGUCUUACACCUCCCAUAACAGCACUACCAAAGACCAUCCGCAGAAGGCCAAUCGCUAGAUCCACUACCAGUAUUCCUCCCACGCCAGCUUCUAGAAAGAGCGAGAAUUUUGAGACCAAUCCCGCCAGGAUUUCUUGGCGCUUCGCAGCAUCUGCAGAUCUCCAUUUUGUUGGUGAAACCAAUAGACUCAUCACAGCAUUGACAAUCGAUUGCGAAACUUCCAAUAUGCGCUCUAAGACACCGUUCUUAUUGUUCGAGCCAACACUCCACAGGACCAAAACGUCCGAGGCAAUCAACAUGUUGGAUACGAUUUCUCUCAAUAAUAUUGGACCCAUCAAGAAACAAGACACAACCCAGCGCGACUUGGGCCACCACCAAGUCGUGGCGAUGGUGGUGAAUGUCCCAUCGUCUUGUGCCGGUCCCGCUAGGAGGAAUCCCUUGGUUGGCAACCACAACAAAACGAGCGCUGUGUAAAAGACAUACUGUGCCACGGGCUCUCGUACAAUCUCYUCCAUCCACUUGCGAGACUCCGAGAUCCCGAUCUUGGGGAUUGCCUUGGCUGCCACCGAAGCACUCGCCAACAAUCCCGAGACGUGUUUGAUGAACGCGAAUAUCAUGGUCCGACGCAGUAGGGCCAGUGCCCAUUUCGAAUUUGCUAUAGCCGCUCCCGCAGAAGCAGCAUCGGUCGAUGGUGAAAACCUCGAUACCAUGACCAGACAUCCCAGGCCACAGGCCGUGGCCAGUACACUCGAGGCGGAUUGAAGCAUGUGGGCUCCCCCAUGCGACUUCAAAAAGUAAUUGGCAAUGACCGACGUCGGCGACGCCUGGACGCCUCCAGAAGUGCUUUCGGCGUCGUAAUCGGAUGCUCCCAUUGCCCGCCCUACCGAUGCGACAGACCCAUCGAUCGAUUGCAGCAACGGAUCACUCUCGGCUGCCUGUUCUUUUCGCAAAUCAUCGGCGCGGUCUCUGACGAUCGAUUGCGCACAAACGCACACAAUAUACGGCCAAACAUUACAAGGYAUCGCCAUUUCAAAGGUAGUGACGAAGGGAAAGAUGAGUGCGGCGUACAAACCUUGUACAGCAAUUUCGSGAAAGACUAUCACUUUCUACAAACGCCACAUCGAACAAACAAUAAGACGAACAGCGCCAACACCGUCUCACCGAAUCGCAUCGCCCAAAGCCUCCGCUGAAUCUUUUUCUUUCAUGGCAUCAACGAUCGCCUUCUUCGCUUUGCCCUUGCGUUUUGAUUUUUUCUUCUUGCCCUUUUUCUUACUUCCAUCAGCGGUGCCACCUCCGCGCAGGAGCAAGAGCGACGAAUGGAGUUCCAAUUGAUGUGUUAUGGGACCCGUUGCUGCCUUCGUCGUCGUCGCCACCGUCGUGAACAUACUUGAUGUUCUUCUCGUGAUGGCUGUGGAACAUCGGAUCAACGACGAACAAAGUAUUGCGAGAGACAAAAGCCUUGAUGUCGUCAUUGUCCUCGGCAAUGGUGACAUAUUCGUCGAUGGUUCUAAACUUCAAAGGUGCUUCUGAAGGAAUUAGUUGGUCGAAGAUAUCGCUGAUCGCAGAUGCAAGAUAUGGCAGUCUAUUGCUUUCUAUGGUCGAGAUGGUGAUUCUGGAGUCGGGCCUGCUGUUGAAACUUCARACUCCCUGUACCGUAUCCCGUAACGCGUUGCACUAUUUUGAGAAUGGUAUCGAGCCGUGCAAGGUGUAACUUUUGGAUCCACCACUCUUGCUACCUGCAAUAGCUGUACGUUAUGUUCGAGUAGUACUGUACGGUACGAUAUUGCAUUCGUAAGGAUGGAUGGAGUGUUUGUAAUUUGUAACUUGCAUUUUUUUUAAAUUCGURCCGUACAAUUUCUACAGAAGCUCUAGGUACGGAAUGGCUAAAAUGCAAAAUGCUAUGCGGUUCCAAUGUGUGAGUACAAGUUCUCGUACGGUACAUACGAACCAAACGGUGGAUUGUGUGUGUGGGGGGGGGUUCAUGCUCGAAAUUCAAAACAAAAUUAAAAAGGGGGGAAUGCAUGCAAUCGUACCAAAACAACAACAAUGGUGGGAUCUUCCCCGACAUCAGACCAAACACGAAACCCCAUACACGUGAUAAAUUAAGAGGGGCAAUUAAAAAAGAGAAGACAUUACUGUAUUACUCUACGUGUACUCUUAGGGGGCGACAAAAAAGAGUUUAAUGAUUCMAGUCGUACCAUUCCAUUGCAUAAGUGUCAAGCAAUAGAUAGAGACCCAAUAUUUCUAUCUUUGGUGUACGCUACCGCUAUGUGAUAGCAAUUAUUCCACGACAAACUGUCACAGAUACACGUGCGGUGGCCUAAUUUACUUCUGGUACUCCGUUGACAAGAAUGGUAGGUACCGGUAUUAGURAGCUCAGGGUGGCGCAAUAACAAAAUUCUUCGUUGGGAGUCAUGCACCGACGAAUUUUUCUUUCGUAGUCAACAGUGAAUUUCCAGGAACACCGCUUUCACUGUAUCGACAAAUUUCUUUAUCAUCCAACAUUGAAGUUCCUUCUUAAAGCGCCCAUCGCACUUGSCAUCUACUGCGCMAAUUAGUCUUGAUUAUCACGAGUCCUUCGGUGCAUGGGAACGACRGUGCUAUCUGUUUAUCACCGGCAUUUAUCUCACUACAAAYACAAAAACACUCGAAAGCGCUUUACCGGUGUCCGUCGCGACUGGAACAGCAUGGUCCAAAGGCGUGUGAACACGAGGACGGACUUCGUAUUUUGGUUGGUACCAUCGAUAACAGUAAUAGCACUCCUGCUUUCGGCAUGGGGAUGCAGAGUUGCGGCGACAGAAUACCAGUCAACCGAGCGAAACAGCAACCUCAGGGGUCACGACAACGUUGUGAUGCAGCCAGUACCGCGCAUCAUCAACGGGAGAGACGUCGAUCGAUUGCGAUAUCCCUAUUUCUCGCUCAUGUACGGGACGUCUCUAUGYGGUGCUGUUUUAAUAGCGCCUAGGGUGGCCUUGGGGGCGGCGCACUGCGAGAUGGCCUCCGAUCGGCUCCGCAUAGGGGCCUUCGAAGACAUCACGGACGGACAAUCUGUCAAAAUUCGAUCGACCAUCGUCCAUCCCGAUUACAACAUACAACUGUUAGAAAAGGACAUUAUUCUAUUUAUACUUGAGGAAGAAGCCGACCACCCCUACAUAGAGAUGGAGAAGGAGAGAAUCGAAGGAGGAAGCUUUACCGUCCUCGGAUUCGGCGACACGGACAAGGGAGACCCCAUGAUACUAUCGGACGAACUCCAGGAAGUAGAGUUGGAAUAUGUAGACAACGACACAUGCGACUAUGGACAUGGGGACAAGGAGGAAAUUCUUGAGGAUAUGAUGUGCGCCGCAGGUUAUGGCAAAGAUUCUUGCAUCGGUGAGURGUACCUCAUUUUUGUUCGUUGUGAUUUGAUCGCGAUCAAUGGAAGCGGAYGURCCGAUUUCUCGGAAGAAUUACGUCGAAGUYAUUKGUAUUGCCAUUCUCAUGCUUCGGAUGCAAUUGUUGCUGUAGGUGACAGUGGAGGGCCAAUGAUACGCAAGGGCAACACCCGGGAGGAGGAUAGGUUAGUUGGCGUAGUAAGUUGGGGUCGCGGGUGUGCUGAAAAAGGAGUUCCAGGAGUUUAUUCUCGCGUGAGCUACUUUUAUGACUGGAUAGUGGAAACCGUCUGCAAUGAAUUUCCAGACGAGGCACCUCGAUACAUGAGGUGCACUUCCGGGUCAGUCCUAGAGUGGUUGCAUCAAGCGAGAGAGAUUCAAACGACAGCACCCACGUUUAAACCAACURAAGAACCCACRAAAAGUCCGACAAAUAUACCCAAAGAGAAUUCAACAGAAGAGCYCACGAAWGAAUCGUUACUGGGAGUGAUUCUCAGGGAAGAGCCCACGAGAGAACCUAUACUUGGAGUGAUCCCAAGGGUAUCCAUUGUGCCAUCCAUUGCCCCAUCCGUUGCACCAUCCGUUGCACCAUCUGUUGCACCAUCGAGUGCACCAUCUAGUGCACCAUCUAGUGCACCAUCUAGUAUACCAUCUCGUGUUUCCAUGGCAUACACUGCAGAGACGAAUGAGACGUAUCCGCCGUCCAUAUUAGAARCAGAAUUCUUCGUUGAAGAAAGACCAGAAAUUGUAUUUGUGGGAUGGAGUCCGUUCUUUGAAUUGGAAGAAUGCYAUGGGGAUUGCGAUAACGAUGACGACUGCAAAGGCGACAACAUAUGCUACUCGCGCAACUUCGGUGCGGAAUCACGCGAGGUCCCGGGCUGCUCACAUCCAGAGAAUAUUUCAAUCAACGUAGAUGUGUGCGUGAACCCAGAUUUCCUACCUACAUAGUUUUUCGACAUGUGACAAGGAGCAACACCUACGCAAGACMAUCGGCGACUUGUGCUCUCAUCGCAAUACACCAAARAAUGRGGGAUCUUUCGACAUGGGGACAACAAGCAAUACUCUCAGCGAAGUACACGAAAGGAGGAAAUGGCCCUAUGUCACCUUAWUGACUUGUAUCAAAUCACAAAGUGUUCAAACGCUAUCUUUGUACAAAUAUWUAAUUUUAAGUGAUUCUGCAGAGUGUCAACCACGAGAAAGCCAAAACAAGAAUUCUUAUUCCGAGUUAUAUUUGGAUGAUGGGCUUAGUGUGUGCGAAAUGAUUCAUUGAUUAGUUUGAGGAAGCGAGUAAUUUCUGAAAAGGCGCKGAAGACGYGAUUUGMAAAKGAAAUUCUGACGUAAAUUGAUCCUACAUUUGGCUUGAGAYACGAGGUCACUUUUUGAUUUUGGACUGUUUGGCAAAAAGUUGAGCGAUUUCAAUGGAUGUGGUAGCCUGUUCGGGUUUUUUGUCUGGUCGGCGCCGUUUGAAACGAGGAAACCGAAGGGCAACACCACGCCCUUCUUCGUCAACAAGACCAGCAGCUGCAGUGUGCUGUCGCGAAAGACUGAGAUCUGCAAAUGCAACUUCAAAUACCUCCAUGGGUUUGAACCAAAUUGGUGGCGACUCGUUAGUUAUCACGAAGGCCGAAGAAGGACGAUCCGGGAAGCAGUGAACUCUAUUCCUGUCUUUUUGUUCUUCCCYCCCUUCAGCCAUUAUGGAGCCAUCUGUAUCUUGACAGUGGUCAUCAAUACCUUUUUUUCCGCAGCUGCCAUCCCCAUCGUCUUCAUUACUACUCAGACCGYCUCCAUUGAUAACUUUUUUUUCAGGGUUGAUGCCUUCAUUCUCCAAGACUCCUGAAUCAAAAAAUGUGGGAUAUUCGAUACCAUUGAAGUAGAAUUUUCGUAUAGAUUCAUACAUGGCAUCCGUGAAGCUCAUACAUCUACAUAUUGAUCGGAAGACCUCUUCCUCAUCGUCAUARACCGCUAGUAGCACUGGCGACAAAAAUGAUUUCUGAGCUUUUCUUCCUGUUCCCCACCACGCACCAAUGGGAACAACAUCGAUUGUGUCCGAAAAACCUGCAACAUAGUCUCUUUUCACUUUUAGCCAGCAGUGACUUCGCGUACCGGCUUCGUAAAAACUUUUAAUGCCUUCAUUUGUUGCCGAAAUUGGUUUCUCGCCCAGCAAUUUCACCAUGAGACCUUCGGCACCGCCUGCGAUGGCCUCUGAGAGAUAAGACGUGAUUACGUUUUCGUCAUAACUCAUCAAGUUCUGUGAUGAAACAAACGUAAAAUUAGUUGUUUCCACGAACAUUUUUUGAAGCAGAGAUCUCCUUUUGUGAAAUUGUUCAUUGACCAAGGAUUUUCCAUURAAAAACAUCAAAUCAAAUACAAACACUUUCACUUUGAUACCCUUCCCGUCAUCCAUCUUUUUCCUUCUAGUAGAUAGGUCUUGGAAUGGAAGCAAACGCGAAUCUCUGCCUUCCCCUUCUAUACCAACAAUUUCAGCGUCAAUGAUGAACGAUCUACAACAAUUUGGACUGGAGGAUCGUAUGGUAUCCAACAGGUACUUGACAACAUCUUGAAAUUGAUUCGUCAUGUCCAACAURUGCCGCGAAAACAAUUGAAUGUUGACACCGUCAUAAUGAGCCUGACAUCUCAUUCCAUCAUACUUCCAUUCCAUUGUGGCAAUUUCACCAUCAUUCCCUAUUCUCUCCUUUAAUUCAUCCAAAGAAUGAACGGGAUGUGCUAACAUUGGAGCAAUUGGUGUCAUCACUUGUAUUGAACAAACCCGCUGCAUUUGG
Molecule: messenger RNA, 6468 nt
Organism: Pseudo-nitzschia multistriata
Lineage: Eukaryota; Bacillariophyta; Bacillariophyceae; Bacillariales; Bacillariaceae
Source: the annotation of a GenBank genome assembly